Messenger RNA from Pipistrellus kuhlii (Kuhl's pipistrelle), 2027 nucleotides. RefSeq names its product WD repeat domain 77 (gene WDR77). NCBI's taxonomy places the organism in Eukaryota, Metazoa, Chordata, Mammalia, Chiroptera, Vespertilionidae. The transcript has 10 exons. Gene Ontology annotation, cellular component: methylosome. Gene Ontology annotation, biological process: oocyte axis specification. Gene Ontology annotation, molecular function: protein binding. The record is from RefSeq and is a predicted model, not a curated record. The coding region runs from base 154 to 1182 and encodes 342 amino acids.
UGGAGCCGUAAGAAGCAAGUCUCGCGAGACGUAGAGCGCCGCUAGCCAGUCCAGAGGGGCGGAGGCCCAGCGGGGUACCACGUGGGGACCGUCGGAGCUGGAGUCUCCCGCGGGCGUCCCGUUUGGGUCCAGGUUGGCGUUGAAACCGUGGAGAUGAGGAAGGAAACCCCGCCCCCUCUCGUGCCCCCGGAGGAUCGCGAGUGGAACCUUCCCCCUAAUGCACCCGCCUGCAUGGAGCGGCAGUUGGAGGCUGCGCGGUACCGGUCCGAUGGGGCGCUCCUGCUCGGGGCUUCCAGCCUGAGUGGCCGCUGCUGGGCUGGCUCCCUCUGGCUUUUCAAGGACCCUUGUGCCGCCCCCAACGAAGGCUUCUGCUCCGCUGGAGUCCAGACGGAGGCCGGAGUAGCUGACCUCACUUGGGUCGGGGACAGAGGUAUCCUAGUGGCUUCCGAUUCAGGUGCUGUGGAAUUGUGGGAGCUGGACGACAAUGAGACGCUCAUUGUCAGCAAGUUCUGCAAGUACGAGCACGACGACAUAGUGUGUACAGUCGGUGUCCUGCGCUCCGGCACGCAGGCUGUCAGCGGGAGCAAAGACUUCUGCAUCAAGGUCUGGGACCUCACUCAGCAGAUGGUACUGAAUUCAUACCGAGCUCACUCCGGGCAGGUCACCUGCGUUGCUGCCUCUCCUCACCAGGACUCCGUGUUCCUUUCGUGCGGUGAGGACAGUAGAAUUUUACUCUGGGAUACCCGCUGCCCCAAGCCAGCGUCUCAGAUGGGCUGCAGUGCCUCUGGCUACCUCCCUACCUCGCUAGCGUGGCAUCCUCAGCAGAGCCAAGUCUUUGUCUUGGGCGAUGAGAACGGCACUGUCUCCCUGGGGGACACCAAGAGUGCCAGCUGUGUCCUCAGCUCCGCCGUGCACUCCCAGGGCGUCACCGGGCUGGUGUUCUCCCCGCACAGCGCUCCCCUGCUGGCCUCCGUCAGCGAAGACUGCUCCCUGGCUGUGCUGGACUCGAGCCUGUCCAACGUGUUCAGAAGCCGAGCCCACAGAGACUUUGUGAGGGAUGCUACCUGGUCUCCGCUCAACCCCUCCCUCCUCACCACCGUGGGCUGGGACCACCAGGUCAUCCACCACCUGCUGUCCACAGAGCCGCUCCCAGCCCCUGGGCCUAACAGUGUUGCCAAGUAGACUGGGUUUAAGGCAGAAAGCACACCCCCCAGGAGUACCCUCUCAGUCUGGGAGACCACACAGGAGCCUUUUCAAAUCCAGGCCAGCGGAUACCCCAGACCUGGGCAGUCACUAGGCGUGUCUCUCAGCCUGGGGUGGCAGAUUCUGGGAUCCCAUAGUCAUAGGGGAGAGAAACUGUCUGGGAAACGGAUAGGUAUGUGUGUCUGAGUGUGUGUGUGUGUGUGUGUGUGUCGUUUUUUUGGUCAGGAGAGGGAGGAGGAUAAAAAGUCCAUCCGAAGCCCACCAUCUCCACCCCCUAAAAAAGAGGUCAUGAGGCUUUUAUGCUCCCCAUGAAGUUGUGGGUGCGGAAUCAGCUGAGUCUGGAUGAGAUGUGGACACUCCUGGGUUCUAGAAGCAGCUCCUAAACUACUCAGAGAGAUGGGAGCAGCUCCAUUUUUUUUAUAGAACUUAUUUCACUUUUAACAUGGACAGUGCUUCCAUUCACAGAAGCCCAGGCCAGCUAAGCUGGAGGAAGAGCCACGCCACUCACCAGUUUGCACAUCUUGCCAUUAAACUGAGUUCGACCUCCAUUUUCUGGCCGAAUAAAGUUUGGUGCCUGUGGAGUGCCCCCUCCCCCCUGCCUCCCGCAGAGCUGUGUAUGUGAGAGACGAGGGUUUUUCUGUCAUAGAGGCCAUGGAUGGGGAUGGUGGAGAGCUUACGGGCAAUUCAGUUAGUUAAAAACUGACAUAAGGACUUGGGACUUGCAGAGAAAAGGCUGCCACCUUUCUUAACUGAAAAUUGCCGGGCCUGACCUGCCUCGGCCCUUUCUGUGGAUCCUGGCUGAUGAAAUAAAACGUUUAGGCUUU